AUGCUGGAAAGGUUUCUCAUAUUGCCAGGGCCAAGGGCCUUGUCGCAGUUCAGAGUCAACAAUUUGGUUCAGGAAAUUGAGAAAAAGCUCAACCAGCCCGGCAUAAUCGAGACGGUUGCAAAUCAGUAUACCCACUACGUGUCUUUGAAACAGCCGUUGAAUGCCAAACAGUUGGAGUUGUUGAAAAUCUUGCUUACUUACGACAAUCCCACUGAUGGGUCCGAGUUGAAUAAGCAGUUGGCUGCGUUGUCUACAGGCGCAGAGAGUCUUGAUUUGAGAUCAAACCCAGAUUUGGAAUUGGUUCAAAUAUUGCCUAGACCAGGCACAAUUUCUCCAUGGUCCUCAAAAGCCACCGAUAUCUCGCAAAUUUGCGGUCUUGGCGACUACGUUGAAAGAAUAGAACGUGGGUUAUCCUUGUUGAUCAAGUACAAAUCUGGAGAAGCGGUCCAAGUGCACGGCGACGCAUUGACCACGGUGUUUGACAGGAUGACCCAGACUUUGUACUUUAAUGCCAAAUUGCCGCAAUACGAUGACUUGUUUGCCCACCACAAGCCCAAACCACUCAUCAGCAUCGACCUUUUAGGCGACAGGGGAAACUUGCUCAAAGCAAACAAGGAGAUGGGAUUGGCAUUGGACGCGGGUGAGAUUGAAUACUUGACGGAGGCCUUCACCAAUGUCAUUGGCCGUAACCCUACAGACGUGGAGCUUUUCAUGUUUGCACAAGUCAACUCCGAGCACUGUCGUCACAAGAUAUUUAACGCAGACUGGACUAUUGACGGGGAAAAAAAGGACAAAUCGUUGUUCAAGAUGAUUAGAAACACCCAUGAAAAGAACCCGCAAUUCACGGUGUCUGCCUACUCGGAUAAUGCUGCCGUGUUUGAAGGUCCAGAUGGUUAUGUUUUCACUCCAGAUUUCCAAACCAAGCAGUGGAAGUCGAUCAAGGAAAAUGUGCAAACGUUGGUCAAAGUCGAGACUCAUAACCACCCCACGGCGGUAUCGCCAUUUGCUGGAGCUGCCACGGGUUCAGGCGGAGAAAUCAGAGACGAAGGUGCCGUGGGCAGAGGCUCCAAAUCAAAAGCGGGCUUGUCGGGGUUCACAGUGUCGGAUUUGAACAUCCCCGACUUGAAACAGCCAUGGGAAUUGGAUAUCGGUAAGCCAAACCACAUUGCAAGCUCGUUGGAUAUAAUGAUCGAGGCCCCCAUCGGCUCUGCUGCUUUCAACAAUGAGUUUGGAAGACCGGCAAUCAAUGGCUACUUCAGAACCUUGACGACCGAGGUUGAAAACGGUAAAGGCGAAAAAGAGAUUCGGGGUUUUCAUAAGCCAAUCAUGUUGGCAGGUGGAAUGGGUGCCAUUAGACCCGACUUGGCCUUGAAGAACCGCAAGAUAACACCAGGGGCCAAGUUGAUUGUUCUUGGUGGCCAAUCAAUGUUGAUUGGUUUAGGUGGAGGUGCAGCUUCAUCCAUAAGUUCUGGUGAAGGUUCGGCAGAGUUGGAUUUCGCUUCCGUUCAAAGAGGUAACCCCGAGUUGCAGAGAAGAGCUCAACAAGUCAUCGAUGCUUGUGUUUCCCUUGGUGUGGACGGCAAUCCAAUUCAAUCGAUCCACGAUGUCGGUGCAGGAGGUUUGAGUAAUGCGUUGCCGGAGUUGGUUCAUGACAAUGACUUGGGGGCCAACUUUGAACUCAGGUCAAUCUUGUCGUUGGAGCCAGGUAUGUCACCCAUGGAGAUUUGGUGUAAUGAAUCGCAAGAGAGAUAUGUCUUGGGUGUUGCACCAGAGAAUUUGGCCUUGUUUGCUGGUAUAUGCGAGCGUGAGAGAGCUCCGUUUGCAGUUGUUGGCGAAGCCACCGAGGAGCAGAGGCUAGUGCUCACAGACUCGUUGUUAAAGUCAACUCCAAUUGACUUGCAAAUGUCGGUAUUGUUUGGGAAACCACCUAAAAUGUCGCGUGUUGCCGUCACCGAGGAUUUGAAAUUGAGGCCAUUUGACAGCAACAACACUGAUACCUUGGACAUUGGCGAAUCCGUUUCUCGCGUGUUGCAGUUGCCUGCUGUUGGUUCCAAAUCCUUCCUCAUCACUAUUGGUGACAGAUUCAUUACAGGUUUGGUUGACCGUGAUCAAAUGGUUGGUCCAUGGCAAGUACCAGUGGCGGAUGUCGGUGUCACCGCCACCUCGCUUGGUGAAACCGUGUUGUCAACCGGUGAGGCCAUGGCGAUGGGCGAAAAGCCCACCUUGGCGUUGAUUUCAGCCAGUGCCUCCGCCAAGAUGUGUGUUGCCGAGUCGUUGUUGAAUCUAUUUGCCGCGGACGUUUCAUCGUUGCAGCACGUUAAAUUAUCGGCUAACUGGAUGUCGGCAGCUAACCAUCCAGGAGAAGGAGCUAAAUUGUACGAGGCUGUGCAGGCCAUCGGGUUGGAUUUGUGUCCCGACUUGGGCGUCUCGAUCCCAGUUGGCAAGGACUCCAUGAGUAUGAAGAUGAAGUGGGAUGACAAAGAGGUUACUGCUCCCUUGGCUUUGACCGUGACUGCGUUUGCACCAGUUGACGAUACAUCAAAGACAUGGACACCGCAACUUAUCCCCGUCAACGACACUGUUUUAGUGCUUGUGGACUUAGCCUCAAAAAACAAGAAAUCGCUUGGUGGCUCGGCGUUGGCACAAGUUUACAACCAAGUCGGAGACUCAGCUCCCACCGUGCACUCCAAUAAAGUGUUGAAAUCAUUCUUGCAGGCAUUGGUGGUGUUGCACAAGCAAUUCCCAGUGUUGGCCUACCAUGAUAGAUCAGACGGAGGCUUGUUGGCCACCGUUUUGGAAAUGGCCUUUGCCGGUAGAUGCGGUUUAGACCUUGCCUUGAGCAGUGGCGAAAAUCAAUUCACGGAAUUGUUCAAUGAAGAGUUGGGUGCCGUGUUCCAAAUCAAACUCCACGAUCUCAUAAAAUUCAAGGAGAUUUUGCAAACAAAUGGUAUUGAUGAAGACUUUGUCCAAGUCAUUGGAAAGCCAGAUUUCACUAGCCAGGCCAUCAGUAUUUCAUACAAUGGAGCGCCAAUCUACGCGUCGACUCGUGCUGAGUUGCAACAAUUGUGGAGCAACACCUCCUACCACAUCCAGAAAUUGAGAGAUAAUCCACAAACCUCGAAAGAAGAAUACGACGCUAUUGCAGACGACAAGGACCCCGGUAUCAGCUACCAAUUGACAUAUGAUCCAUCUGUACGCAAGGAGUACAAGACCAGGCCCAAGGUUGCCAUAUUGAGAGAGCAAGGUGUCAACUCCCAGCAGGAAAUGGCCUGGAGUUUCCAGCAGGCGGGCUUUGACGUGUACGACGUGACCAUGUCUGAUAUUUUAGAAUCAAGAGUCACCUUGGACGAUUUCGUUGGAUUAGCUGCAUGUGGUGGGUUCUCAUAUGGUGACGUCUUGGGUGCCGGUGCCGGAUGGGCCAAAUCGGUCUUGUUCAACGACAAAGCUAGAAACGAGUUUCAAAAGUUUUUCCAAGAUAGACAAGACACGUUUGCCUUUGGCGCUUGCAAUGGUUGUCAAUUCUUUAGCAGGAUCGCCGAGUUGAUCCCAGGAAGCGACCACUGGCCCACUUUCGAGCGUAACUUUUCAGAGCAAUACGAAGCUCGGUUCGUCAUGGUUGAAGUUGACUCAUCUGAGAAAAACAACUCCAUCUUUUUAAAGAACAUGAAGGGCUCCAAAUUGCCAAUUGCUGUUGCCCACGGCGAAGGCCGUGCCCAGUUCAAGUCGGCUCAAGACGAGGACAAGUUUGCGUUGGAUGUCAUCCAUUAUGUUGACAAUUAUGGCAAUGUGACUCAACAAUACCCAUUUAACCCCAAUGGUUCUCCGCAGGGUAUUGCAGGUAUCAGUUCAGCCAACGGCAGAGUGUUGGCAAUGAUGCCUCAUCCGGAAAGAGUCACGCGUAAGGAGGCCAACUCCUUCUAUCCUCCUGCGCAGGCUAAAAACUGGCAAGGAUACGGACCAUGGGUUGAGUUGUUUAAAAACGCUAGAGAAUGGGUCGGUGAUGUAUAG
Messenger RNA from Lodderomyces beijingensis, 4008 nucleotides. The record is from the annotation of a GenBank genome assembly. NCBI's taxonomy places the organism in Eukaryota, Fungi, Ascomycota, Pichiomycetes, Serinales, Debaryomycetaceae.